Nasonia vitripennis (jewel wasp) is the source of this 2304-nucleotide messenger RNA. Its product is annotated as probable cytochrome P450 6a13. The record is from RefSeq and is a predicted model, not a curated record. Gene Ontology annotation, molecular function: oxidoreductase activity, acting on paired donors, with incorporation or reduction of molecular oxygen; heme binding; iron ion binding. NCBI's taxonomy places the organism in Eukaryota, Metazoa, Arthropoda, Insecta, Hymenoptera, Pteromalidae. The coding region runs from base 100 to 1668 and encodes 522 amino acids. The transcript is spliced from 6 exons.
GUACGCCGGGCAGAAUCUUCCAGUUAUCCGUUAACGUUCGACCCAAACACACGAUCUGUUAGUAGUCUAGUCAUAAUUUUGUAAGUUAAGCUAAUAACUAUGGAUUUUUACGAAGACCUAGUAUACUCAAAGCUGUUCUGGGCAACGACAGUAUUAUUCGGUGUCUACCUGUAUCUCAAGUACAUAAUGUACAAUUGCUGGUCUCGAAAUGGAGUACCCCACGACAGCCCCAGUAUCCCACUGGGGAAUGUGCCGUUUUCGUAUUUCACCGAAAACGUGCCACAUGGUGAAAUCAUAAAGAGCAGCUACGAAAAGUACAAAAACCACCGCUACCACGGCCUGUACAUACUAAACGAGCCGAUUCUAGUGGUUAACGAUCCGGAGCUCAUCCGCCUGAUACUAGUUAAGAACUUCACCAACUUCUGCAAUCGCGGCACCUACUACAACGAGUCAACCGAUCCACUGUCCUGUGCACUUCCUCGUCUCGUCGAUGACAAGUGGAAGCGUCUAAGGGCCAAACUUUCGCCGACCUUCACCUCCGGCUCGCUCAAAAAGAUGUACCCGAUGUUCAAGGAAAUAUGCGACAAACUCGUCAAGACCUUCGAUACUGCGCUGGACGAGUCCGACGUCCUGGAGAUGAAGGACAUCGCCUCGAGGUUCACAAUGGACUGCAUCUCGUCGAUAGUCUUGGGCUUCAACGUCAACAGUCUGCAGAACCCCGAGCACGAGUUCCGCAAGUACGGCAAGAUCGUCAACGACUUCGGCAAGGUCUUCGUGCUCCUGAGCUUCUACGUGCCCGAUAUGAUCGACUUCUACUCUUUCAUCCCGAAGAAACGAAAGAAGGUCCACGCUUUCUUCGUCUAUCUGUUCCAGAAGACGGUCGCGUACAGGAGAGCCAAGAAGAUCGUCAGGAACGACUUUCUCAACAUGCUCAUGCAGCUGAUGGACAGAGGCUACGUUGAGAACGAAUUCGAAGCGUCGUCGACCAAUGUGUCGGAUGACGACAGGCUAUCCAUGACCGAAGCCGUAGCGCAAUCGGUAAUCUUCUUCGCUGCCGGUCAGGAGACCACGUCCUCGGCCCUCUGCUGCUGCCUCUACGAGCUGGCUCUGCACCAGGACGUCCAGAAAAAGCUUCAGUGGGAGAUCGACCAAGCUUUCGCAAGCCCCGAGGGACUGACUUACGAGAAGAUCUUCGAAAUGCCCUACCUCGACAUGGUUCUCUGCGAAACUCUGCGAAAGCAUCCAGGCGCUCCGGUGUUGAACCGCAUCAGCCUCGCGGACUUGAACGUUCCAGACUCGAAAUUUCGAAUUCCAAAAGGUAUGCGGCUGGUGAUCCCGGUAAACGGAAUACACUCCGACCCGAACGUCUAUCCGGAUCCGGACAGAUUCGAUCCGAGUAGAUUCACGCCGGAGAACAGGGCCAAGAGGCAUCCGUUAGUUUAUCUGCCGUUUGGAGAAGGGCCGAGGCACUGCAUCGGAAAGCGUCUGGGAGUUCUGAAGCCGAAGAUAGCGCUUUGCUACUUGCUGAAAAACUACAGCUUCUUCUCCUGCGAUAAGACGCAGCCGAGGCUUUCGUACAUGAGCAACUCGUUUGUGCAAGUUCCGGCGGGCGGAGUGUACUUGCGAGUCGAGAGGAGGCGUCAGGAAAGAACCGAAGCUUCCCCAUAGCAGAAUGAAGCUCAUAAACGAGAUAAUUAUAGCGACGGCGCGCGUGCAGCGAUCCGGAAAAGCGCGUUUAAACGCCCGUUUAUUUUUAUACACGCCUCCGACAAUAGCAGCCUCCCUCAAAUCCACACCUCAGCUAUGGUGCGAUUAUAUUUCAGUCACCUCGUCGUCGCUUGCUGCAUCCGUUUGAAGAAAAAAAGUCAGCCCGAAAAAGCUCCGGGGCAAUGGUCCCGACUCCACAAACAUCCGGCGGGCAAAAAGUCCACGAGUACAUUGUAAAAAGAUUGAGAGAGGGACGCGUGCAGGAGAGUUAGGUGCGAUCCCGAAAUAGUCGGGCCGGCGCGUCGCGGCGUUUAUAGUGUAUGGAGCUAUGCGGGGGGUGAUGCACGCGACAGACGACGCUGGAAUUCGCCUCGGAGGGUUUUUCGGAGUCAGUCGGUCGGUGCUGAGGGAGGAGAGAACAGCCUGCUCGGAGAGAUUGCUGCCGCGUGCGCUUUAUAAGUUUUGCGAUAGGAGGGAUUGAAGUUUGCUGUAAGUUUGUUGAAUUUUUCGCUGAUUGUCGGGGGUCAGAGACGAAGUUGGCUCUGCCGACGACAAUUUUUUCUGCAUUUAUUAAAUUGAUCAAUUUUUUAUUAAAAA